Messenger RNA from Pyrenophora tritici-repentis Pt-1C-BFP, 668 nucleotides. RefSeq lists its product as uncharacterized. The record is from RefSeq and is a predicted model, not a curated record. NCBI's taxonomy places the organism in Eukaryota, Fungi, Ascomycota, Dothideomycetes, Pleosporales, Pleosporaceae.
CUCUACACCAUGGACGCCGCAACUCUCCUCUCCUUUGCUGCGCGUCUCUCAGCCCAACUGGUCCGUCUCACCUGGUGGCCCAUCAGCAAAUUUAUCAAUGCCUGCAUCAUCCUCCUGCUGCCCUUUUACAAUCUCACCACCUUCAUUCUGCUUCCAUUCAUCCACCUCGCCCACGCCAUCAUCGCCAUUCUAUCCACCCCCUUCAGAGUCAAGUGGCUGGAGCAGAUAGAGACAUUGUACGUCUUUCUCGGCACAGCUGGCCUCGUCGGGUGCCUCACCGGCGCCACUGUAUUCGUCAUCUUCAGGUUCCUGUCAUCAACUCUCCAUCUCGAUGCGCCAAUUGUGCCCGAAGAGCCCGACAUGGGAAGAACUGCCGCUGAAUAUCGUGCCGCACGCCGUGUGAGAAAGGAGCAGAUGAUCGACGAUUCACCGAGCACCACCCCAAUUGUCUUGAAACGAGUCCCUGGGCCCCGCAGACGGGGAUUGCUUUCGCAAGCAAUCAUCGAAGAGGAGGAUUCAGACUUCUUUUGAGCCUUUCAAUGUGCUUGGCUGCUAUUAUUAGGUCCAGUUGCAUCGGCCACCAAGGUAGAGUGUCCGGAAUCGCUCCAAUGCAAUGCCUCGGUUUGAUUGCUAGGCCUCUGAAAGCAAAGUGUCGUUGUGUGCUCCUC